Messenger RNA from Drosophila busckii, 3656 nucleotides. RefSeq names its product symplekin (gene Sym). Lineage: Eukaryota; Metazoa; Arthropoda; Insecta; Diptera; Drosophilidae. Gene Ontology annotation, cellular component: mRNA cleavage and polyadenylation specificity factor complex. The record is from RefSeq and is a predicted model, not a curated record. Bases 61 to 3582 code for a protein of 1173 amino acids. The transcript has 5 exons.
CUUUCGAGCGGCUUUUAGGAAUAAAACUUUUAAAUUAGUUUAUAGUACGAUAAAUGCGACAUGGAUAGCAUAAUUGGACGCAGCCAGUUCGUCUCAGAGACGGCUAAUCUCUUUACUGAUGAGAAAACGGCCGUAGCUCGUGCCAAGGUUGUGGAAUGGUGCAAUGAAUUUUCCACUGCUAAUGCUAGCUUGAAAUGCGAGCUGCUGGUUAAAGUGCAAGAAAUCGUAUUGGGCUCGUGCGCAGAGCUAGCCGAGGAAUUUCUAGAACCGGUGCUAUCACUGGCGCACGAUCAGAAUCAGGAGGUGCGCAAGCAAGUUGUCUCUUUUAUUGAGCAAAUCUGCAAGGUUAAGGUGGAGUUGCUGCCCUAUGUAAUUAAUGUGAUAUCGAUGCUGCUACGUGACAGCUCUGCCCAGGUUAUCAAGCGUGUCAUACAGGCCUGUGGGAGCAUAUAUAAAAAUGGACUGCAGUACUUGUGCACCUUGACAGAUGCGAGCGACAGCGCCGAGCAGGCCUGGAGUGUGCUCAGUUUAAUAAAGGCGCAAGUGCUGGACAUGAUUGAUAAUGAGAACGAUGGCAUACGCACAAAUGCAAUCAAGUUCCUUGAGGGCAUUAUUAUACUGCAAAGCUAUGCGGAGGAGGAUAGCAUGAAACGUGAGGGUGACUUUUCACUGUCGGAUGUGCCCGAACAGUGCAAGCUAAUACGACGCCAAAAACUGCAGGACGAGGGCACCAAUAUAUUUGACAUAAUGCUACAGUUCCAUGGCACUACGCACAUCUCAUCUGUGAAUCUUAUUGCCUGCACUAGCAGUCUUUGUACUGUGGCCAAAAUGCGUCCUGUUUUCAUGGCAGCCGUCGUUGAAGCGUUUCGUCAGCUCAAUAACAACCUGCCGCCCACGUUAACUGACUCCCAGGUCAGUUCUGUGCGUAAAAGUCUGCGUAUGCAGCUGCAAACGUUGCUUAAGCUUCGCGGCGCUUUUGAGUUCGCCAGCACAAUACGUAAUAUGUUAUUGGAGUUGGGCGCUAGCGCUAACGAAAUUCAAAAAUUGCUGCCAAAAAUGGAUAAGCAAGAGCAGGCACGCCGUCAGAAACGCAUACUGGAGCAUGCUGCGCAGAGCAUGGCCAAAAAAGCGCGUCUGGCAGAGCAGGAUCCACAGCAACAAUCGCAAUCACGCGAAAUGGAGUUGGACGAAGAUGAGCUGGAGCGACAGCGUCAGAAAAGCUUACGUGUUAAUGAAAAGUUUCUCACUGAACACUUUCGCACACCGGAGGCGGUGAUUACAUUAGUACUUGAGUUUUUGCCACAGUUGCCAGAUGUGGCGCCAGCGAAAUUUUUAGCCGAUUAUGUACCCAUUGGGCAGCUCUCUCUGCCACAGCUGGUGACGAAGCUGGCAAGACAGUUUGGCCAACAACUAACAGAUCUGCGUCUCGGACCCGGUGCAGAUGCCUUUAGCAAAGAGAAACCCAUGAGACCAAAGGCUGCGCAGCCAGCGCAAGCAGCAAGCGCUGUCUUGCCUGAACCCGUGCCUAUGGACACUGACGAUGCGGCUACAGACGCGUUGACUGAAGAGGAACUGCAGCGCAAGGAAGAGGCAACUAAGAAGCUGCGUGAAACCAUGGAGCGUGCCAAGGGCGAGCAAACGGUUAUUGAGCGCAUGAAGGAGCGCGCCAAGACGCUCAAGCUGCAAGAGAUUACCAAGCCAAUGUCGCGCAACGUAAAAGAGAAAUUUCUGCUGGACUCGGUUAAGCGCAUACUUAACUCGGAACGUCAGUGUAUUAUGGGCGGCGUGGCGGCAAAGCGACGAAAACUGGUUACUGUUAUUGCGGCUACAUUUCCUGAUAAUGUGCGCUAUGGCAUAUUGGAGUUUAUCUUAGAGGACAUAAAGCAGCGCAUUGAUUUGGCAUUUUCUUGGCUCUUUGAGGAAUACUCUCUGCUGCAGGGAUUUACGCGUCACACCUACGUCAAGACAGAGAAUCGUCCGGACCAUGCCUACAAUGAGCUAUUAAAUCAUCUGAUAAAAGGCAUUAAUGAGCGCUGUGAGUAUAAGGAGCGCAUUAUAUUGCUGAGACGCAUUUAUCUGGAGGCGCCCAUACUGCCCGAGGAAACAAUUGUGCAGCUGGUGCAAUUGUGCCUUGUGGAGGAGUAUAUGCAGCAUGGCUUUGAGUUGGUCAAAGAUCUCAUCGUGUUGCGUCCGCCGCGUAAAAAUCGUUUCAUACGUGUUUUGCUUAACUAUGCGGUGCAUGAACGCGCCGAUCUACGAGAGCGCGCACUGGCGCAGCUGGUUGCCAUUUAUCAUGUGCAUGAAAUAUUGCCAGCUCGCAUUGAUGAGUUUGCCAUGGAAUGGCUGGACUUUGUGUUGGCAGAGACGCCACCUGCGGCAAUAUUUUCAGCAGACUUCGGACGACCUUCACCGGAGGCUGCCUGGAAGGAAGACACCGCCAAGAUCUGCCUGUUGUUGGCACUCACUUUGUUACCAUACAAGCCUGAACUUUAUUUGGAAAAGAUCUGUAAAGUAUUUAUGGAAACAUCAGCGGAGUUGAAGCGCACCAUAUUACGCAGCCUGGAUACACCUAUUAAGAAAAUGGGCGUAGAAUGUCCGCAGUUGCUAAAGCUCAUCGAGGACUGUCCCAAAGGCAUGGAAACAUUGGUCAUACGCAUCAUCUAUAUACUCACAGAGCGUGUGCCCACGCCACAUGCGGAUUUGGUGAAGCGUGUGCGUGAUCUAUACCAAAACAAAGUUAAGGAUGUGCGUGUGCUUAUUCCUAUUUUGAGUGGACUUUUGCGUGCUGAACUGAUUGCCGUGCUGCCCAAGCUGAUCAAACUCAAUCAGGCUGUCGUUAAGGAGGUCUUCAAUCGUUUGCUUGGCAUUGGCGCUGAGUUUGCCCAUCAGCAGAUGGCACUUUCGCCUACGGAUUUGCUUGUGGCAUUGCAUACCAUCGACACGAACGUUUGCGAUCUGAAGGCCAUUGUGAAGGCCACCUCGCUGUGCUUGGCUGAACGUGAAAUUUACACUCAAGAUGUGCUUAUGGCUGUGCUCCAGCAGCUUGUUGAAAUCAUGCCCGUGCCUACGCUAAUGAUGCGGACAACCAUACAAAGCUUGACGCUCUGCCCAAGACUCUCGAACUUUGUGCUAAAUCUGCUGCAACGUUUGAUUAUGAAACAGGUCUGGCGGCAAAAGGUCAUUUGGGAGGGCUUCCUUAAGACCGUGCAGCGUCUGAAGCCGCAAUCGUUAUCAGUGUUAUUGCAACUACCUCCACCUCAGCUGGCUGAUGCAUUGCAGCAGUGCCCCGACUUAAGGCCGGCGCUACUUGAAUACGCAGAGAGCAUACAGGAGGAACCCAUGAGCGGCAUAACCCAGCAAAUUCUAGAUAUUAUAACAGGCAAAUCUGUGGAUGUAUUUGUUACGGAUGAGAGCGGCGGCUAUAUUAAUCCUGAUAAUAUUAAGAAGGAAAUUAUUGAGCCCGCAGAGAGUAUUGGCGUCAUUUCAACAGUGCCUGUAUUGACUUCGAUCACAACGUCUGGCCCAUUACCCGUACCUGCCGUUGGAGAUUUAAAUCAACCUCUGCCACCUGGCGAGGAUUAACUUAAGACUAGUUGGAUUUGUUUUGUUAAGAUUUUACAUUCAGCACUAUAAAUAACUGCGUAAAUUUAAACAAA